Molecule: messenger RNA, 1824 nt
Organism: Oncorhynchus gorbuscha (pink salmon)
Lineage: Eukaryota; Metazoa; Chordata; Actinopteri; Salmoniformes; Salmonidae
Product: renin receptor-like
Exons: 9
Coding region: 82-1170 (362 amino acids)
Biological process (GO): positive regulation of Wnt signaling pathway
Cellular component (GO): external side of plasma membrane; membrane
Molecular function (GO): signaling receptor activity
Source: RefSeq, a predicted model, not a curated record
UUACCAAUUCAUACCCAUCAUGCAUUGCUACCACGUUCGUGACAAGCGAGUCAGUUGAUUGACGUUAGAGCAAGGAGAAAGAUGUCGCUGGAAAAUCGCGGAAGGAUGGAGGCUGUAUUCACCGUAGCGCUUAUCUUCUGCUCAGCUUUUACGUCAGGUGUUCAGGGGGACAGCCUCACCAUAUUGCAGGCCCCUGAGUAUGUGUCCUUCCAAAAGGGAGACUGGCCAAUAUCAGGGGAGAAGAUUCCAGAUAUGGUGGCUCUAACUAUGGGUUUCUCUGUCCAGGAGGAUCUCUCCUGGCCAGGCCUCCGGGCAGGUCCUUUGUUCCAGCGUCCCAGGGCCAACGUGCUGGUGGUGGUGCGGGGGGUGGACAGCCUGGCCCUGCCCCAGAGUGUGGCCUCCUACCCCCUGGAGAAUCCGGUGCCCUUCACCCUGGACAGUGUGGCUGAGACGGUUCACACGCUCUUUGCUGAGGACACUCCUGUGGUGCUCCAGCUGGCCCCUAGCGAGGAGAGGCUGUACAUGCUGGGAAAGGCCAAUGCUGUGUUUGAGGACCUGCCUGUGACCCUGCAGCAGAUUCGUGCUCGUCUCUCCCAGGAUGGCUCUGUGCUCGCCUCCCUGCCACUCAACUCCCUCAGCCGCAAUGCUGAGGCUGAUCUGCUCUUCCUGUCUGAGGUCCAGGUUCUACAUGACAUCACUGCCCUGCUGCAGAGACACAGGCACCUGGCCAAGGACCACUCCCCUGACCUGUACUCCCUGGAGCUGUCUGGCCUGGAGGAGCUGGGCCGCCGCUACGGACAGGACUCCUCUCAGUACCAAGACGCCACUGCCAUUCUGGCCAAUGUCCUACAGAAGUUUGGUGAGGACUUGUUUGGUCUUUAUGGUGACAGCGCGGUGGUGGAGGUUGUCACAGUGAAGAACUUUGAGGCGCCACUUACCAGGAAAUCUCGCUCAAUCCUGGAGUCCAAACAAAUUAGUAACCCUGGCAGUCCCUAUAACCUGGCCUAUAAGUAUAACUUUGAGUAUGCCGUGAUCUUCAACAUCGUGCUGUGGCUGAUGAUCAUCCUUGCCCUGGCUGUUAUCGUCAUCUCAUACAACCUGUGGAACAUGGACCCAGGAUAUGACAGCAUCAUCUACAGGAUGACCAAUCAGAAGAUCAGGUUGGACUAAGGUCUGCCCAGCAACACUCGAGCCCUCCUAUUAGUCCUCUCCUAGUGAAUCUUUGUUUUUCUUGUUUUGUGUGAAAAAUAAAGAAGUGGAGCUGAAGGUGUAGGCCUAAUUCUAAAUGGGUUGGAUAGGUCCUAUCCAAUAUGAAUGACAUGUAUAAGAGAUGCACUUAAUUUGUUAGCACCUUUGGGAAAUUGCAGAGCUUAACUAUACAGUAGCUGUAGUUGUGUAGUUUAAUGCUGAGUUGUAACACUAGAGCUGUCUCUGAGGUCUAGUCCUGUACCUUCAAACCCACACUUCACAUUGCUUAUGAAUGUCCUCUUUUAGUAGGCGUCCUACAUCCCUGGUGAUUUCAAAUGUCCUGUUUUAUUUUUAUUGUAAAAAGUAAAGAUGAUUAUUCUAAUGCCCUGAAAGACUGAGAAUUGGUGUGUGUGUGAUGUAAAUGUUUGUCUCGCUAUUUGAAACUGUUUUAAGUUAAAGUGAAAUCUAGGUGUAUAUAUUGAAGUUAGAAAUACAAAUAUCCUGAAGGAAACUGCUUUAUUGGUAUUGUGAGAAGGUCUGUGUAACAUUCGCUGGCAGGUUGCGAGGCGCCUUGCAUGCAUUUUGCGGUUGUGUGACUUUGACAUUUGAAUAUGCAAUAAAUGAAUUACCAUCUAA